CCGUGUUGUUUCCCGGAUGUAAAGAUGGCUGCCAAGUCAGUAUCCUGACCGCAGCUCGGAGAUGAGUAUCAGCUCAUCUUAACGCCAAGAUAAACACAAGUAACGCCAGCUUUUCUUUGCUAUCGGAGCAUUGUGCCACUUCUGCUCUAGGGCAACUAACAAGCCCUCUGCUAGGAGUGCUCCCAGGGAGCUCGCUCCUGAUUGGUCAGCAGGCUGCCUCCUUGCGGCUGGCUCAACUGAAAGCCCAGCUAGCACUGACGCAGAUCAACAACCUUCUCGCUUUUGGCAGGCGAGCAGCAACCUUUAAAGCCAACUCCAACACACCUGCUCCCUACAUAUCUACAGCACCUCCUUCCCCAACCGCUGCUGCCAUCAAUCUCCUUAACCUUCUGAAGAUUGUAAACACCAUGUCCCGUCACCCGCAUAACCCCUUUGACUCUAGGAAUCAAAGUUCUACCCAGGGGCAGUAUGGAUUAUCCACUACACAGGCAGAAAGGGACCCUGGGAUGGCACCUUCUUAUCUUGGACCUGGGUCCAGCUUCAGUUCUUCUGGAGCGUCCUCUGCAAUUCCUGACAACGCUGGAGGAAUCUUCUCAAUGCCGAUGUCUCAGUCGAUGAACUAUGGGUCUGAAUGUAGUAGGGCCCUAAUGGAGGAGAACAUAGAGAAAUCUAUAGCGAUGCAUAUUAGCAAAGCCAGAGAGGAGAGUCGUUUUGGCAAACCCAUGCAUCAUCCCAUUGACAAGGGCACUCAUUCUACUGGCCUUCAAAGGAAUCAGUUUCACUCCUCAGACACAAGGAUGGCCUCACACCCAAUUUCCUCAGCUUCUGCUUCUUUGGGACAUAGACAGUCGGAUGUGGGAAGUGGUAAUAGCUCCUGGGAUUGGUUGUCAAGCUAUAAAAAGCCCACUGCUGAUGACACUAAAUUUUAUUCAUCAUCUGAUCAUGAUAUGCAGUCCAUUCCAGGGUUAGGUGAUUAUGACUGUCGCGAGUCAGAAAAAUUUGCAGCCCCUACAGAGCCCAGCCAACCUAAGUAUACAUCUGAAUCCGCUGCUAACAUCCUUCAGCGCUUUGGACUUGAAAAAGAGGACUUGGAACAUCUCAUCGCCUACCCUGAUGACCAAAUGACGCCUGAGAACCUGCCAUUCAUUUUACACCAAAUCCGUCUCCAGAAGGCCAAGAGGGCUACAACUGCCUGUCAGUCAAAACCUUACCCUGAUCCCCAGCCCACUGGAUGUGUCGGUCAAAUGGAUAGCCACAGUUUGAGUGAUUCCUGGGGGUCGGGGAUGCGCCAAGAAGAAGUCUCGUCAGCUGUUCUUCAGCCAAGUAAAGUGAUUGACUAUGGACAUACUGGUAAAUAUACAGGAGGGGUUGGAGGUGAGACUGGAAUGACUAGGUGCAGCAAGGCCAACAGUGGGAGGGGUGGAGGUAUGUUGCUCAUGGACACUUGUGAUACUAGGAAAAACAGUCGAGGACCUCUACAAAAACAUACAGCUGAGGUGAAAAGCAGUUCCUUGGGUUCUUCCAAUCACCAGGCGACUUCUGUUACCAGUCUCAGCUCCUCAAAAAGUUGGGCUCCUCCAAGCCAUGAUCAGACCAAACGAUUGCAGACUUCCCAAACACUCCUCAGCCUUUUUUCUGUGCCAAAGAAUGACACAGACAUCAGAGUUGUCACAACAGGAGCCUCCAAACGUGGUCCUUUGAAAGAACCAGCGUCAGAUCGUCAGUCAACGUCAAAAACCCAACCACAUGCCAGUCUGCUCAGAGGUGUGCAUCCUGGCAGAUCUGGUCUAGUGCUCGUUGGCAGUAAUAACAACAGUGGUGCUAAGGAUCAGAGUAAAAUUCGAAGUCAAGGGUCAACAGUUGCUGAGCAGAUGAAAAAGCAGCAGUCGCAGAAGCAGCCAGCAGAGCAGCAAUCAAAGCAACAGAAGGAGAAGGAGCAAAUGAUGUGGCCUCCAGUUUUUUCUGUUGCAAAAUCAGUUCCAUCUGCUGCCGUCAUACCCAACAUCAUAGAUGCCUCAAAGUCCAUGCAACAGCCGAUGAGCUCCAAUCACACUACGUUGCCAACUUCUCACUGGCAGCCUCCAGCAAACGUGCCAGUCUUCAAGGGUCUACCAACACUGGCCAUGAUGCAGGAUUAUGCAGCUGCCUCACCGAGAAUCUUUCCACAUACCUGUUCUCUGUGUAACAAAGAAUGUACUCAAAUGAAGGAUUGGAUCUCCCACCAGAACACCAGCCAUCACCUUGAGAGCUGCACACUUCUGCGAAAACAAUACCCCGAUUGGGAUGGUGAGAUUGCUCUUGUGCCCAGGGCUUUAGGUAAAGAUGCCAAACCCUCAACCUCGUCCAGCAUCCGCUACCACCAUGCCUCGGAGCGUAGAAGGGAGAAGCGCAGUAGUCGGUCACGAUCGCCACAUAGUACCAGAUACACUCGCAGGUCCCGGUCUCGUUCUUGCUCCCCACGGUAUGACCGCCCAACCACCUUACCCUAUCGGUCACGUUCGAGGAGCUCUGAGAGACGAUCUUCGCCUAGGAGGAGAGACGAGAGACGAUCAUCUCCAAGAAGAAGCCAUGAAAGACAACUGUCGCCUAGGAGAUUUGAUGGGAGACUAUCACCACCAAGGAGGAUGGACAGCAGACGAUCGCCACCAAGGAGGAACCGUGAGGGCCGAUCAUCCACAGGAGGAAGACUGGUUCAGAAACUACUGGAAACAUCAUCAGCUUCCCAGUCUCUGCCAAUGCAGUCUGACCUGGAGGCCGUGGUUAAAACUCUGGCUCCUGCCUUACUGGCUGAGCUUGCCAAGAUGAAGUCCUCCUCUUCCUCAUCUUCCUCUUCAGCAAAGAAGAUGUCGACUACAAAGCCCUCUGAAGGAAGGCCCAGCCUGCAGAGCAGUGAGGCAAGUUCUGCCACAACUACUAAGACUGGUAAGUCUUCACCUCCAACCAUGGUGAGGCUAGAAGGGAUUAACAGUACUCUCUCUCACAACGAUGUGGUCACUGCUGUGGAGCACUUUGGAAAAACAAAGUCAAUCGUACUGUUUCGGACCAAACUGCAGGCAAUCGUGUGUUUCGAGAAAGAGGAAGAUGCUAAGAAACUGAAAAGCAUAAAGGGCUUUGAUGUGAAAGGAUUGACAAUCAGUGUUGUCAGAGAAGAGGAGACUGUUUCUAAUGUGCAAAUGACGCCUCCUCAGAAAAAACCCACCAUGUCCAUCACAGCCACCUCUACCUCUAGAACGGUUCUUCUCCCUUCACCUAACGUGCCUUCAUUUUCCUGUUCACCCGAACCUUCACCGUCUGGGGCCCAAACACCUACAACACGAGUAGAAACAGUAGAGCCCAUGGAAGUUGGACGUUGUGUUGAUGGCACAGAAGAAAGACCACAAACUACAGGAGCCGUACCAGAAAAUUCAGCAGACAAACCUUAUACGAUUCAACCAGCUACCAGUGAGACCUUGUCAACAGAAAUGAACCAAGACGAUCCUGUGACUGCAGUGAACACACAGAUGGACACAGCAGCAGCAGCCAACCUGACCAUUGGGGAGAAGAUAGAACAACACCUGUUUCUACAUAUGAUACCGUCCUUCGACAGGAAAUACUUCUUCUCUCCAAAUUUUUUUCGACUUGAUAAGAAGCAGUUGCUUCUAAGUGGACUGCCGGCGUAUUAUGAUGGCUGCUACACGGAGGAUGAAGUUGCCAGACUGCUCAGGCCAUACGGGUUGAGAUAUAAGUCCACCAACACCAGCAACAUCUUUGUUAUUCCCCAGACAGGCAUGGCCUUCGUCCGGAUGCAUUCAGCAGGGGCUGUGCGUAACGUAUUGAACGCCUUCAAAACGAAGCCCUUGGUUUUUAAAUCGUGUACUCUGGGUUGCCGUGUUCUGUGCAACAUGGACAUGACACCGCCUGGGUUUUAUAAAAGACUGAUGGAGAUAUUGAACUCUCCUGUCGUUGAUGAUGGACUCAGAACGUUCUUCAUCAACAACGUUUCUCCACGUUACACCAGGGAACUCAGGAAAGCGAUGGGUAACACCUUUUCUCUCAGGAACUACCUGCCUCUCCUCAACAAGGUGUUUAUUGAAUUUGAGACCGUUCUGCAUGCUGAUCGGUUUCAAGUUUGGUAUGAUAUAUACCACACGCUACAGUCUGACACUGGACACAAACUUGAAAAGCUGAGAAUGCCAAAAGAUGUAGCAGUGAGUGAGCAACAACUGGCAACUGACUCUCUGACUACUGGGGAGAUGUUAGAAAAGCACCUGGAUCUAAAUAAAAUCGUGCGCCUCAAAAGUCAAAACUACCUCUCACCCAAAUAUUCCCAACAUGGAUUGAAGCAGAUGAUGGUAACCAGACUGCCAAAGUACUACGACGGCUGCUACACAGAGGAGGACGUUGUCAAACUGCUCACUCCAUUUGGGUUUGAAUACACAGACGACAGCAUCUACGUCCUUCCUCAGAUGUGCAUGGCCCUCUUCCGGAUGCCAACAGUGGAGAAUUUGCGCUCCAUAAUGCUUCACUGCAAGACGGACGGGAUUUCACUGAAAGGGUCAAAACUGUUUUUUGAUGUGGUAGCUGGCGGCAUUGCAAUGACACCGCUCGGGUUCUAUAAAACAGUAAUGAAGCUGGUGAGGUUUGCUGUGCAGGAUAAUGGAGCAAGAACAAUCCUCAUCAGUAACAUCUCACCAAGUGAAGUCAGGUACCUCAAGGAAACUUUGAAACCAUUUGUUCGUGUCAGGAACUACCUGCCUCUCAUCAACAAGUUAUUUGUAGAAUUUGAAGAGGCCGCCGACGCAAAUCGGUUCGGAGGUUGGUACGAUCUCCAGAAACCACCACCUGGAUACAAAAUCCAUGUACUGCACAAACCAGGCAAAUGCCGGAGCAACGUAUCACGUCCUGUGACUGCAGUGAAGACACAGUGGUAUGCGGAAUCAACCAAGGUUUCAUCAACAGUUGCAGAAGUUAUCAAGCCUCAACCGGCAACCUCCACACCAGCCUCAACUGCAGUGCCUCUUCUGACGACUGAGGAGAUGGUAGAAAAUCACAUGGAUCAAGACAGAAGAGUCUGCUUCAACAGGCAAAACUUCACCCGACCUAAACUCGACUUUACGGAUGACAGUGUUUCUUCCAGUCUUCCUAUCGCCUGCCUUUUUGAUGAGGGAAAUUCCAGCAUGAAUGACUCUGUCAAUGAGGAUAAAUUGAAUGAUGACGUAAAAGACUCGAGCCCUGAGCCUCUUGGUUCCUCUUCAUCCUCCAAAGAGAGAUUAGAGAGGCAAAGCUCAGGUGUGCUGCCUGCUAGCGAACAGAUCUCCCCCAGUGUCAGUGAGCCGCCCUCCUUUUCUUCUCCUCUGCCUACUGAAACAUCUUCCUCCCCUGGUCAGAAAAUGCUACAGAGUGGGACAAGCGAUGCUGUCGAGGCAUCAAUAGAGACUCAUCUCGAGCCACUUGGAGAAGAAGCAAAAGCCACAGAGGGCGCAGUUGCAAAGUCUGACCACCAAGUGUCAGGAGAGGGUAGUGCUGCAAAAACUGUUGAGUCAGAGACAAAAGUAGAAACAUCAGCAGAGAUGCAUCCAUCAUCACAGGGGCAUGGGGAAGAGUCGAGCCAAACCCAGAGUCUGGAGGUUAAUGAUGAUGUCAGUACACCCAAAGAUCAGAGCAAAAGCAGAGAAGAAGUGAAUGAAGAUGAUGUUGACAAACACGCAGAGGAGGACGAUGUUGAAAACUACCUAAUCCUUGAUUCACUCGAUGAUCAGACAGAUAAACAGAUGGAUGAUGGAGACAGAGGCUGCAGCUCUGAAACUCAUCCAGCUGUACCUGAGGAAGACCAGACUUUGCAUGAGCAAAGCUAUCAGGUGAUGGACAGUGUUGACGAUGAAGGCAGAGCCUGCCCAGAGGAUGACAAAGAAAUGGAAAUGGACGAUUCUUUCCAGCAACUGUCUGGGGAAGAUGCUGGUCCUGUAGUUGGUAAAUCUCAUGAAGAAGAUGCAGUAGCAGAUUUCAAAGAUAUGGAAAAUCCUGCUGUAGAGGAGCCUUUUCAAGAUACUGAACAAGAAACCUUUGAGAUACUGGAUUCAGUUGAUGAUCAGACUGCAGCAGAAGAUGACAACCAAAAACUUGAAACUGGCAUUGACCAGAUAUCUAAAGAAGACACUGGACCCACAGAACAAGAGGACACAUUCCAGGUAAUUGAUUCUUUGGAGAAUCAGCCAGAGACGGACAACAAGGAAAAAAGGACCAGGAAAGGGGAGACAACUGUCAGAAAAGACGGAGCUACAAGGAGGAGUGGCCGCACAAACACAGCAUCUAAAACUGAAGAGAAGGAGAAAUCUCCAAAGAAACAAGACAAGGCGGUUAAAAAAUAUGAGACACGGACAAAGAUGGACACCACUGCAGGAAUCUCUGAGGAGAUGUUGUAUGAGGUAGUAGAUUCUGUUGAAGAUGAUCCGGUUCAAGAGGCCAUCAUCUCAGAAAAGCCUGGUCGAAGAAGGAGCGCAAGAGGGAAGAAGACAGAAGUGUCUGAAAGACCUGACUCUGCAGAGGAAGAGAAUACCAAUGGUAAACCGACUGUCACGACAAGAUCUUUACGAGGAAGAGAAAGAGCAAGUAAGAAAGAUGCUUCAAAUGAAAAAACAAAAAAAGAGGACACAGCAACAAGGAGGAACACUCCUGCCAGAGAAUCACAGGAACAAAGAGAAAACACUCCAAAGAAAGAGGAGAAAUGCUCUCCAAAAGGCAGCACACCAACAAAGAAGAGUGACAUUGUUGUUAGUGAGAACGAUCCUACCUGCGACAUAGUGAUACCUGCAAAGGUCAUCAAGCCUGCUACAAGACAAAAAGGAAGAAGGGGAAGACCAAAGAAAGAGGUUCAAAAAGAAAAAGACAACCAAUCAUUAAAGAUGGGUGAUGGAGACACAUCUGAAAAAAUGGCUGAAGAAGAAGCGGCCACAUAUCAGAUUCUUGAUUCUGUGGAGGACGAGACGGUUGAUGAUCAGUUUCCAGGACAGUCUGAGAGUGCAAGAAAACAGAAGAUAACCAAAUAUGAUGACGAACAAACCAAGAACAGUGUAACUGUUGCAGGAUCACCCAGAAAUGAGGAGGAGGAGGAGGAGGAGGAAGAGCCCUUGUAUCAGAUUGUGGAUUGGCUGGAAGAUGAUGAUGAAGAAGAGCCGACUGCCACAGAGGUGUCUGAUAAAGAAGGGAGGGAAAACGGGAACAAUGAGGCAAAAGAAGGGGAAUCAACUGAAAAAGGAGAAAUGGCAACACAUGGCACAAAAGCUUUGGAAGGGCCUGAAAAGGAUUUAGAGGAGGUCUAUAUUGACCCAUCUGCCACAGAGGAAUUUGAUCCAAGAAAAGAGGAUAGUACAGCCCAGAAAGACAUUAAAUACAACAAAUCACCUACAAAGUCCCAAUGUGAUACAGAGACACCGGAAGGGAAAAAUAUACAAAAACCACCAGAGAAACGUGACACAACGAGCACUCUGGACGAAGUGAGCGAGGAGGAACUCCCUGAUGACACGGCAGAGGAGGAAGAACUGAGGAAGAGGCAAGCUGCAACAAAAGACAAGCAAGGAAGAGGAACCAGGGAGAGAGAAGAGAGGGGGCAAAGGAACUGGGUCUGCUACAGCAGAGGAGGAGUUGGCAGUGGUGGACGUACCAGGAGGUCCAAGGAGAGGUGGAGGGAAAAUGAGGAGAAGGUGGAGUUUGACACCAAGGAGCUGGUGACACUGGAUGAGGUGGAGGCAGAUAAGGCUGGAGAGGAAGGAGCUCUUGAGAGCCAAGACAGGGAUGGGGAGUUAUCGGAGGGAGAGCUGCAGACAUUCGUCACUCUAGAUGAGUUUGUAGAAGAAGAAGAGGAAGAAGAAGACCUGAAAGCAGAGGAAACUCUGCCAGAGACGAGCCCACUACUCCAGGAGGACGAAUCAGUGGACUCCCUCAACCCAGAGACUUUGGUGACUUUAGAUGAAGCAGGCGGUGAUGAAGAAGAGAAGCCCGAUGAAGAUCAAGUGGAGAAAACCUUGAGAUCUGCUAAACGCGAACAUGAUGAUGAAGAUGACACAGAGGAAAGUAUGAACUUUGUGACGGUAGACGAGGUGGGAGAGGUGGAGGAGGAGGAGGAGGAAAAAGAAGUGGUAACAACCAGGACAAGAAGCCAAGCCAAGAAGAGAACCAGACAGACCCCUGUGAGAAAAUCAACCAGAGGGAAAAAAGAGGAGAGAGUUGAAGAAAAGGAAGCAGUUGAUGCCUUGCCUUCACUCAGUUCCUCCUCAUCAUGUCACAAAGAUCCGUCUAUGUCGUCAAGUGAUGCUCCGCUGGAGGUCCAGAAGAGAGAGGAGCAGGUGGGAGCAGCGAGACAGGCUGACAUCGAUGCUGCCUCUGCUGGGCAGGAGAUGCAGCUGGAGCACCCUGAGAACCAGACAGUGGAGGAAUCUGUGGAGAAAGGAGAGGAAGAGAAGGAAAGAUGGAGCAGGACUGACAUUAAAGCUGUGCAGAAGCGGAAGAGGGAGCUUGUUGGACCCGAAGCUAAGAGAUCUCGUUCUCGGUCUCCGUGUGUCGCUUCCGAUUUCAAACUGCUGACAUUCAAACCCAACAAUCCCCUUGGUCAGGAGUUUGUGGUCCCUAAAUUAGGGUAUUUCUGUAACCUCUGCUCUGUUUUCUACCUGACCGAGAGCACCGCCAAGAACACACACUGCAGCAGCCAGCGACAUUUCGACAACCUGAAGAAACAUUAUCAGAAGCUUGAACAGGAACCAUCAUAAAGCACUAAAGGCUCAGUUUCUGAUUGAUCCUGACUUCAUCUACUGAUUUUCAUUCUCAUAAAAAAAAAAAAAAAAAAAAAAGUUUAAAAGUGAAGCGCAUCAAGAGAAACAUCUGGAACUGUGAGAAUAAUGAGCCGUGUUUGUCAUCGGGACUAAUUGCUGUUAAAUUUCCAAUUUAUAUAAAACAAGCUGCUCAUACUCAGUACAGCCAUACUGACAACCACUUUGACAUUACCUGUAACAAGAUGCUCAUGUUGUUACCCUCAUACUUACCACUGUUAAGAAAUGUUGUGACUUUGUUUUUUGUCACGUUCUUUUGUUUGUGUUUGACAAAUAAGAACUACAGAGUUUAGUAUCUGUUUAAAGAUAUCUAAUAUGAAUAUAUCAUGUGGAUCACUUCUUGUGUUUUUACUAUGUAUAUAAGAAAUGGAUGUUCAGAAAAAAAAAGAAUUCAAAGUUGUAUCAUUUGUUUAAUAAAGAAACAACUGUAUGUUUGUAGGUAACUUUC
Acanthopagrus latus (yellowfin seabream) is the source of this 9249-nucleotide messenger RNA. RefSeq names its product zinc finger protein 638-like. The transcript has 33 exons. The record is from RefSeq and is a predicted model, not a curated record. Lineage: Eukaryota; Metazoa; Chordata; Actinopteri; Spariformes; Sparidae. Gene Ontology annotation, cellular component: nucleus. Gene Ontology annotation, molecular function: nucleic acid binding; zinc ion binding. The coding region runs from base 408 to 8741 and encodes 2777 amino acids.